CAUAAGUAGUCUGUACAAGCAGCAACAUCCUCUUUAAGAUCUGAUUCCUUGUUUCUCACAGGAAAGUGAAUACAGUGCUUUUAAAUGUGGUAAAUUCAUCUAUAACUUUAUACCACCUCUGCCAUUAAAAAGCUGGAUUAAUAACUGUAUCAUUGUUAUUUAUGGUAGGGGAAUAUGCGUGCAUGCCGUAUAAAUCAUGAUGUCCCGUCGCUGUGGCAUUAUCAUACACUCCACUGGAGGUUGAAGAUUUAUGAUUUAAUGGCGGGAGAUGUUCAUACAUUGUGUUCUGAUUAUCUGUGUACUGUGUGUUGUGUCUGACAGGUUACAGGCCCUUCAGCGUUACCGCUGUAAAUCAGCGUGUUUCAGAGUGAAUAUAUACAUGACAUGAAGUGGAUGGCUCCUCAGAAGGCCAGCGGAUCCUACUCGUGCUCAAGCAACAUGUCGACAAAGGCAGAUCUAGAAGCUAUGGAGAACCAGAUAUCCACCAUCCAAAUCAGCUCCCAUGGAGAGACGCCUAACCGGGGGUUCAAGCCUGUGGAGAAGGGCCGCAAUUGGGGAUGGCUCCUGUCUGGGUUCAUCUCCUUAAACGCUCUGCUUUUGGGAAUCGCCAUCGUGAGUGGAAGUGUCUUCAACAAGGUCCAGAUCACUUCCUCUCACCUUUUGAUCUUCCUCAUCUUGCUGGUCAUCCUGUCCACUGUGUGGAUGCUUUACUAUAAAGUGCACACUUCCCGGGUGUACCGCGCAGUGCUCUACAAGGACAGUCAUGCCGGACCUGUUUGGCUGAGAACUGGACUGGUUUUGUUUGGGAUCUGCAGUGUAAUCAUGGACAUCUUCAAGAUUAUUUUUUACGUGGGUCGAAUGAACUGCGAAUCGCCUGUCAAAAUAGCCUUCCCCGUUGUGCAAGCGGUGUUUGUCAUCGUCCAGACAUACGUGCUCUGGAUUCAUGCUAAAGACUGUGUGCAAAUCAAGCAAAACAUCACACGUUGCGGCCUGAUGUUGACUCUGUCCACCAACCUCAUGGUGUGGAUGAUGGCUGUGACUGAGGAGUCGCUCCACCAGACUGUGGCUCCAGUCAAACCUCCGACCAACAACAACAGCUACAACGACACACUUGAUGGUCGUGCUGCAGCCAGUGAAUGUGAGUGUCUCCAUAACAUGUGCGACCUCUUUGAGAAGGCCUACUACUACCUGUACCCCUUCAACAUCGAGUACAGCCUCUUCGCCUCCGCCAUGACCUACGUGAUGUGGAAGAACGUCGGCCGCAAGAUGGACGACCACCACAGCCACAAGCUGCACUUCAGCCUGUGGGACGUCCUGGUGGGUCCGCUGGCGGGCCUGAUCGUCCUGGUGGCGGGUCUGGCUACGUUUGUGGUGUACGAAGUGGACGUGUCUAAAGACGACCCUAAGAAGAAGGAGGAGGCUCUGAUAAUGCACUACAUCAUGAACAUAGUGGCCGUCCUGCUCAUGUCCAGCUCCGCUCUCGCCGGAUGCAUCCUCUUCCGCAUGGACAAGCGAGAGCAGGUGUCGGGGAAGAACCCAACGCGGAGUCUGGAUGUGGGACUCCUGGUGGGAGCGUCAUUGGGACAGUUCCUCAUCUGCUACUUCACUAUAGUCGCUGUUUUGGCGUCUGGCGUCCAAGGCCACACGAAUGGGCUCAACCUAGCAUGUGCUAUGCUAACGGUGAUCGAGCUGUGCAUUCAGAAUGCCUUCCUCAUCAAGGGCCUCCAUCGGGAGCCCUUUAAGGAGACUGAGGUGGCCACCGUCUUCGCCAACGUCAUGGCUGUGAAGGAGCGAGACCCAGAGAGACGGAGCAGCUCCAUCGUGCCCGCACACACACUCCCCAUCCCGCUGACUCUACUGCAGGGCCGGAUGUCCUGGAAGAGGAGGGUCCUGAAGGAGAUCUGCGCCUUUCUGUUGCUCUGCAAUGUCACGCUCUGGAUAAUUCCAGCCUUCGGAGCGCGGCCUCAGUUCGACAACACCGUUGGGCCAGACGUUUAUGAGUUCCAAACGUGGGCCGCCGUGGUAAACAUCGGAAUGCCAUUUGGGAUCUUCUACCGAAUGCACUCGGUGGCGAGUCUGUUUGAGGUGUGCCUCGCUGCCUAAAGCAGACCACCAUCCCAGAACUGUACCACCCCAAUGCACAUAUCUAUGUAAAAUAAUAUAUUUUUAUAGACUAUUUUUGUUUAGCCAAAUGUUUUAUAUUUUACUAUGUUUUUACCACAUAACGCAAUGUUUAUAUGUUAGCAUGAGUGUAUGGCAAGCCAAAUUAGCUAAAAUUGCACACAACUUGUCAUAAUUGCAUUUCUACUAGUAAUGAUUACAAUUUUGGAGCUUUUGAGUUCAAUUUUUACUAACAAAAAUUACAAUUAGAGUCCUGUAAUUUUAUUUUACUAGUUAUGUGUCUCUAUUGACUUCCAUAUUCAGUGCAUCGGGAAAGUAUU
This is a messenger RNA of Danio rerio (zebrafish), 2441 nucleotides long. NCBI's taxonomy places the organism in Eukaryota, Metazoa, Chordata, Actinopteri, Cypriniformes, Danionidae. The record is from RefSeq and is a predicted model, not a curated record.